This is a messenger RNA of Fragaria vesca subsp. vesca, 1644 nucleotides long. RefSeq lists its product as uncharacterized. The record is from RefSeq and is a predicted model, not a curated record. Gene Ontology annotation, molecular function: ADP binding. Gene Ontology annotation, biological process: defense response. The transcript has 6 exons. Bases 1 to 1644 code for a protein of 547 amino acids. Lineage: Eukaryota; Viridiplantae; Streptophyta; Magnoliopsida; Rosales; Rosaceae.
AUGGACAGAUUGAGAUUGCUCAGGAUUAAUAAUGUGAAGUUUUCUGGAAUCAUCAAGUAUCUUUCUAAUGAGUUACAGUAUCUUGAAUGGCAUGAGUGUCCUUUGGAUUCUUUCCGGUCAGACUUUCAACCGGAGGAACUUGUUGAAGUUCACUUGCUGUUUAGCCACAUCAAACAACUAUGGAGGGGGAAAAAACGUUGUACAAGUUUGGUGGAGGUUCACCCAUCUCUUGGAUUUCUGAAGAAACUUAGAUGUUUGUAUAUGGAAAGUUGCACGUCUAUUGAGAGCCUUCCACCUUUUACUACCUUGGAAUCCCUUCAAAUAUUGAGGCUUUCAGGCUGUUCAGGACUGAUGAAGUUUCCAGAAAUUGAAGGAAAUAUGAAAAGUUUACUGGAGCUUCAUGUGGCUGGGAUGCCUCAAUCAAUUGAACACUUCACUGGUCUUACCAUGUUGAAUCUAACAGACUGGGAAUCGAUACAACUGCGUGUGACACAUAAGCAUAGAGAGGGGAAACAAGUUGAUCAUGUGCCACUGACAACUCUGAAACAAUUGCAGGUGCCUUUGCUCUCAACUUCGGAUGUCAAGAGCAUGCUUGCUAGAGAUGAAAUUUCAGAGUGGUUCACCACUGUAUCUACCAGAAAUUCCAUAUCAAUUCCGAUGCCUCAAAAUCAAGCCGAUGAUAAUAAGUGGAAGGGAAUUGCCGCGUGUGCAAUAUUCGCAGUCAAGGGGCAUAUUGCUCUCUCCCUUAUUGAACCAGAUCCAAAUUUUCUUAAUUACUCGUAUCAAAUCACAUGGGAAACUGAUGACGUGCUUCUUGAACCAGAUGUGUUGGAACUGGAUUCAGCAGAAUUAGGCCGCUUUGGAUUAAGCUCUCAUCUGCUUGUGAUAUUUUCUAUAUCUAGAUCGGUGUUUCCACCGAGGGAGUUAAUUCAAUCAACUGUGGUGAGAGCUAAAUUUGAAACCACUAAUCCAUCCAUGGUGGUCCAGAAAUGUGGAAUGCGUCUAGUCUAUGACCAAGAUGUUGGAUGGUUUACCAGAGUGACUGAGCACGAUGUGAUUUGUCUGGAUCAAGUUGAGAUAAGCACACCACUAGGGGAGGCUCACUGGCUUUGUCAAUCUUUGGAAUGGGAGAAAAUCAUUCCACCCUUGGAAGAAGAAACCACAGUACUUGUGCUGAGAAAGGACCUCGAGUCUGUUCUUCCAAGAUACCUUGAGUUCAAUCCCUCUGCAUUGAACUGUUAUCCUAAGAUGUUCAAAUUUAACCUCGGAGGAAGUCCAGGGUGGUUUCGUGAGGGGCUUUUCAUGUGGUCAAAUUCAGCCGUAAUGCCAAUGGAGCUGCCUGAAAAUCUACACAAGAGCAAGAAGUGGAUGGGACUGGCAAUAUUCGCAUCACUUGUAGAGGAAGUGGGGCAGACAAUGAAGGAGGACAACUUAGUACAGCCAUCGGGAUAUGAUGCAACUUGGUUCUAUUAUAGACCGUGCACUGCAGCUCGUAAAGAGGUUUGGAGGCAAUGCAAGUUGGCCAGGAUUACUGUGUGGUUGUCUACUCCACGCUUAGCAGUGCAGGGUUGUGCCCUUCGUCUACUAUUCAAGGAGGACGUUGAACAUCUUGUAGAAUCACUGACCCUCGCAGGAUAUUUUUGA